AUGAGAGUGAAGAUAUGUUAUGGAGGGGAAACAGUGAACAUCAUCAGUGCUUAUGCUCCACAAGUGGGCUGCACAGAGGAAGAAAAGAGCAGCUUUUGGAAUUCAAUGAAUGAGGUAACACAAGAACUGGAAGAGCAGAAGAAGAUUGUAGUGGGGGCAGACUUUAAUGGACAUGUCGGAAAUGUAAAUGAUGAAAAAAUACCAGAAGAUUGGCGGGAAAGCAUAUUGAUACCUAUAUUUAAAGGUAAAGGUGUUGUCCAGGAAUACAGUAAUUAUAGAGGUAUCAAACUAAUGUCUCACACGUUGAAGAUUUUGGAAAGAGUAAUAGAUGGCAGGCUGAGAGAGGAAGUGAGAAUAGAGAAGGAACAGCUAGGAUUUAUGAAGGGAAGCGGCACAACGGAUGGAAUAUUUUGCAUAAGGCAGCUGAUGAAGAAAUUCAGAGAAAAACAACGAGACUUGCAUCUGGUAUUCACAGACCUUGAAAAGGCCCAUGACAGUGCCACGGCAAGAAUUAUGAAGAUGUUUGAGGGAGAAGAUUGUGCCGAAAAGUUUGUCAGAAUUAUUCGUUGGUGA
This is a messenger RNA of Macrobrachium nipponense, 573 nucleotides long. RefSeq lists its product as uncharacterized. The record is from RefSeq and is a predicted model, not a curated record. The coding region runs from base 1 to 573 and encodes 190 amino acids. NCBI's taxonomy places the organism in Eukaryota, Metazoa, Arthropoda, Malacostraca, Decapoda, Palaemonidae. The transcript is spliced from 2 exons.